Eruca vesicaria subsp. sativa (arugula) is the source of this 1078-nucleotide messenger RNA. Lineage: Eukaryota; Viridiplantae; Streptophyta; Magnoliopsida; Brassicales; Brassicaceae. The record is from the annotation of a GenBank genome assembly.
AUCAGCGUUAACUUGUCCGACUCUGCUUCUUUCGAUCAAAAGCAAUGGCACUGAGAUUGAAGCUUCUCUGUAGCAACGACGGCUUAUCGUUCGGUGAGUAUUCAAGAGACCAAUUUCGUCACACGAACGUUGGAUCGCCGUUGAUUCCUGCGCGCAGGAGCCGAUUCGAGUUUCGUGCGAGAGUUUCGUCGUCUUACUCGUUUUUUCGGAACAGAAAGAAAACUAGGGAUCUUGAUAAGAAUCUCGUUAGCGAAGAAGAAGACGAAGACGCAGAUGAUGAUGAUGAUUGGAAUCUCGACGGAGAUGAUGAUGAUGAUGAUGAGUUAGAGAACAAUGAUUUAUCUUGCUUCAGAGGCUUGGUUCUUGAUAUUUCAUACAGGCCGGUAAAUGUUGUUUGCUGGAAGCGAGCAAUCUGUCUGGAAUACAUGGAUAAGGCCGAUGUUCUGGAGUAUUAUGAUCAGACUGUUAAUUCUCCUACUGGUUCAUUCUACAUUCCUGCUGUAUUAAGGGUUCCACAUCUGCUUCAGGUUGUUAAAAGAAGAAGAGUUAAAAAUUCACUGAGUCGUAAAAACAUUUUACUACGAGACGACUACACUUGUCAAUAUUGUUCUUCCCGUGAAAACUUGACCAUUGAUCAUGUUAUCCCCAUUUCUCGAGGUGGAGAAUGGACUUGGCAAAACCUGGUAGCUGCAUGUUCAAGAUGCAACUCAAAGAAAGGUCAUAAGACAGUAGAAGAAGCACGCAUGAAGUUACUCAAGACUCCAAAGGAACCAAAAGACUAUGACAUUGUUGCCAUACCAUUAACAAAUGCAGCUAUAAGGAUGCUGAGAUCGAGUAAAGGAAUGCCAGAAGAAUGGCGUGAGUAUCUAGCUAAACCCUCACACGAGCCAUAGCAGUUUCACUCCAAUCUGGGGGUAAUCUCGUAAAUACAGAAAGCAGUGGCUCGGUUGCAUUUGUAAAUUCAUCUAAUGUAGCUUCAAAUGUUCAGAUGUAUAUGAUACGUAAAUAAUGACCUCAUGUUCAAGCAUAAACUAAUAUAAGUCAACUAUAUAUUCAUCCAUAAGUUGAAAGGUAUUUG